AUAUAUUGGAUUAAAUAAGCUUCAUCUGUUUCUCUUGACUUUUCAUGGCUACUAGAAAAUUUUAAACUAUACACUUGAAAAAAAUUAUGUAUGUGGCCUGCAUUUGCAGUGUUCAUUAUAUUUCAGUUGAACAGCUCUGUUCCGUAAAUCAUCCCGUUUUAUGCAUGUAUUGUUGUAAACUACCUCAAAUCCUUCUGGAAAGCAGAUGAAGUAUAGUAACUGCAAAGGCAAUGAUGGCAGUGGAAGCAAUGAGGAAGGGGAGGCUGACUGGGACGUGCACUUGUUGGUCUAUUUGUCUUUUGUUUGUAUGUGUCACAUUCAAACCCCCUUGGUGUAAAGUGUGUUCAGCUCUCUUCUUCCCAGGUGAGUAGUAUUCUCAUGGCUCUCUCCAGUCUCUUGAAAAUUUCUCUGAGUUCAUUGGAAUUGGAAAGGAUCUAAUAAAACAAUUCACACCACAUUGUAAAUGACUGAUAACACUGUGUUCACCCCUCUCAAGGGGUAUUUCCAUUUUAACAGGGAACAAUCCCUGAACCCAAAGGAAUGAAUCCCUAAUGGUGGAGUUUCAGGCAUCAGUGACAGGCUGAACCCGGACUCCCAGGGCCAGUGCUUACACCUGACAAACGAUGGCCUGAGCUAUGAGCAAAGAGGACUAUAUGAACACUUCAGUGCAAGAGCCCCCUCUUGACUACUCCUUCCGAAGCAUCCAUAUGAUCCAAGAUCUGACAAGCGAGGAGCCAAGAACAGGGCUACGACCACUAAGGCACUCAAAGUCAGGGAAGUCACUGACCCAGUCCCUGUGGCUGAACAACAAUGUCCUCAAUGACCUGAAAGAUUUCAGCCAUGUGGUUUCACUGCUUCUGGAGCAUCCAGAGAACUUGGCCUGGAUUGAUCUAUCCUUCAACGACCUGACUUCAAUUGACCCUGUCCUGACAACUUUCUUCAACCUCAGUGUCCUCUAUCUCCAUGGCAACAGCAUCCAGCGCCUGGGAGAAGUGAACAAGCUGGCUGUCCUCCCUCGACUCCGGAGCCUGACACUCCAUGGGAACCCCAUAGAGGAAGAGAAGGGGUAUAGGCAAUAUGUGCUGUGCACCCUGCCCCGUAUCACCACAUUCGACUUCAGCGGGGUCACCAAGGCAGACCGCACCACAGCUGAAGUGUGGAAGCGCAUGAACAUCAAGCCCAAGAAGGUCCGGAUCAAGCAGAAUGCACUCUGAGGUUCUCAGGCCCCAGCAGUCCUGAGAGGAUGACAUGCUGGGGUUAGAGCUGUUUCACAGAGUGCCAAGUUUCUGUGGAGAUCCCUCAGAGAAGACGACAGGCUGUGAUCUUUGAACCCCCCACUUCGAUCAGAUCAGGGUAUUUCUGCUCUGUCUUACAUGUUGGGAUUCUGCUUGAGAUUUCAUUUGAUAAAGGGAAUCUUCUGCUUGAAAACA
Molecule: messenger RNA, 1430 nt
Organism: Neofelis nebulosa (Clouded leopard)
Lineage: Eukaryota; Metazoa; Chordata; Mammalia; Carnivora; Felidae
Gene: LRRC51
Product: leucine rich repeat containing 51
Exons: 6
Coding region: 636-1214 (192 amino acids)
Molecular function (GO): protein binding
Source: RefSeq, a predicted model, not a curated record